Molecule: messenger RNA, 558 nt
Organism: Suhomyces tanzawaensis NRRL Y-17324
Lineage: Eukaryota; Fungi; Ascomycota; Pichiomycetes; Serinales; Debaryomycetaceae
Exons: 1
Coding region: 1-558 (185 amino acids)
Source: RefSeq, a predicted model, not a curated record
AUGCCCAGAGCGAAGUUACAACAGUUAACUCAAAAAAUUAGCUGGCUCUUCCCAGGUAUUGGCAAGGAAAAAGUCUUUGGAUUAAAGGAGAAUGGAGGCUAUGGAGUGCUCGACAUCGACUUGCAACUCAGAGCCAGAAGGGCUUUAUACAUCUACAACACCCUCACCGGCACUAAGCAUAUACAUUAUGCUAUCCUCAGAGGAAAAUUACAGAGUAUCACCCCAGGCAGCCACGGAUGGUUUUGCUUCCUCGUGGGAGACAACUACUCCAGAACAUUCAGGGUGAAAGAACUCUGUCAACAUGUGGAUCUCACGGAAGCGGAAAGAGAAUACCUCCAUACAAAGAGGAUGUCUAAGGCUAGAGGAUUCCUCGACAACAUCCUAGGCUGGGAUGACCAACCCGUUACUGCGGCAACCUUCACAAGCUUAACUAGACGCAUGAAAGAAUCCAAGGAACAGGUACUCAUUCUGAGAAGAUGGAACGAACGUCUUCCAGACAUAGGCACAACCGGAUGGAAAUCAUUUUGGAAGCGCCUCAAAACCCUUAGCUUUAAGUAG